CCAUAUUGGUUGACGUGUAUACGACAAAGUAUACAUUGUCAUCUAAUAGUUGCAUACUUUGUAUAACGAAACGUUGUUAUUCUUUUGUAUGAACACGCGCAAUUCGCGCACGUAUGGAGCUAAGAAAAUCAAUUUAUUUUAUUGUUCUAUUUAGUCGACAUGUUUAAAUGUAUAACUAUUCUUGCAGACGGCGAUUGUGUGCAUUUUGUUUUCAUUUUUCUUUUUUUAUGCAAAAUAUCCCACCAUAUGUUCGUCUUCUCUCUUGCUUCACCUGUUACUUAAAGUUCUACUGUUAAUUAAUGUUUGUGUGAAAAGAAAUCCAUUGUCAUUAUUACUUGGACUUUUACAUAUACAUAAAAUGCAUGUGUCAGAUUAUCCUUACGAAUAUGUAAGAUGCAUAGAUAUGGAACAGAUAAGAGAGUCGCCUGAAUCUCAAUCUCCAUCACUAGAAGGUUUUAUUCCCCUUCUGGGUAUAACUGAGGGAUGUGGUGCACUUCUUAUAAUUCUGAUGUUGGUGUGGACAAGUCACUAUAGAAAUGGUUUCUCAUGGAGAUCGAAUCCGCAGCUCGAGUUUAACUGGCAUCCUUUAUUAAUGACUAUAGGGCUUGUGUUCCUGUAUGCCAAUGCUAUGCUCAUUUAUAGGACACAAAGAAAUGUUCGUAAACGGCGACUAAAGUUGACUCAUGCAGGAAUGAUGUUAUUUAUUGUAUUGUUAAUGGUGAUAGCUCUAGUCGCUGUCUUUGAUAGCCAUAAUCUAGCCAAACAUCCUGUACCGAAUAUGUAUUCGCUACACAGCUGGGUUGGGUUAACUACCGUGAUACUAUUUUGCUGUCAGUGGGUCGUUGGAUGUGUUUCGUUUCUCUUCCCUGGAUUGCAGUCUCCAUUACGAGCUUCUUACAUGCCAGUACAUGUAUACUUUGGUAUUGCAGGCUUUCUAGGUGCAAUUGCCUCGUGCUUGUUGGGACUAAACGAAAAAGCAAUCUUCGCAGUAAAGGAUUACUCAGCCUUUGUUAGCGAGGGAAUCCUAAUAAACUUCAUGGGAUUGCUGUUCGUAGCAUUUGGAGCCUUGUCUGUAUACUUGGUGACGCAGGAACGUUACCGGCGUUUGCCAAGACCCGAGGAUGAAGUCCUAUUAGCUGGCUAGUGUAUGAAUUGUAACAUGUUACCUGACUCGUUCCUCUGUACUCGGGUGCUGUUCUAAAUUCAAUAAGUAUUUGCUUACUAUAAGUUUUUUUUUAUUAUAAGUCUUAGCAAAUUAUGACACAUUCUAAUUUAAUAUAAAUAAUACUUUUUAUAUAAAAUUAACUUUUAAUUUAAGUUAAUUUAAUCUUAAUACAACUUUUGACUGAAUUAAUUUUUUUAUUUAUGCAGGUUUAAAGUAACUAAAUUAAUUUUAUAUGCAUUAACUUAAUUUAAAAAUUUCUUACAGUAAAAAUUUUUUAUCAGUAAGACUGAUUCGAUCAAAUGAAGCACAAAUGUAAAAGAAA
Messenger RNA from Monomorium pharaonis (pharaoh ant), 1487 nucleotides. RefSeq names its product cytochrome b561. Bases 359 to 1144 code for a protein of 261 amino acids. The record is from RefSeq and is a predicted model, not a curated record. The transcript has 5 exons. Gene Ontology annotation, molecular function: oxidoreductase activity. Lineage: Eukaryota; Metazoa; Arthropoda; Insecta; Hymenoptera; Formicidae.